AUGGACUUCUUCUCCCAGAUCAACGUCGCGCUCCGCGGGCCGACCGGACAGCCGCAGUCCGCCGCCGACACCAUCGCCCGCCUCGCCGACCGCCUUUCCCCCUCCACCCUCCUUGCCGACCGCCGCGCAGCUGUCCUCGCGCUCAAGGGCCUCGCCCGCGACUGCAAAGCCGAUGUCGGCGAACGCGCACUCCUCGGCCUUCUCGAUGUGCUGCAGAACGAUGCGGAGGUCGACGCGGACAUCGGAAAGGCAGUACUCGAGACCCUCAUCUCGCUCUGCGAGGUCGACGAGAACGGCUCCGCGCAGUCCCGCGAGCUCGGGUACGCCUUCACUGACGCCGUGCUCUCGGACGAGAAGGUCCCGCCGAAACUCUUCGCGCUCAUGGCCGACCGGUCGUACUACAUCCGCCUCUCUGCACUCCAAUUCCUCGGACUCUUGCUCCAGAAUCGGAGGCAAACCGUGCAAGCGUACUUCCUCAAGACGCCAGUUGGAGUUACUAGCCUGAUUACGCUGCUGGAUGAGAAGCGAGAGAUUAUCCGAAAUGAGGCGAUGUACACCAUCCAAACCCUUAUCUCGCAAAGUCCCGAAAUCCAAAAGAUUAUGGCGUUCGAAGGCGCAUUUGAGAAGCUCUUCAACAUCGUCGUGAACGAGCAGGGCACGGAAGGCGGCGUGGUCGUCCAGGAUGCCCUCACGUGCGUGGACGGCCUACUACGCUUCAACCAGUCGAAUCAUAGCUACUUCCGCGGCUCAUCACUACCGCCUGCCCUCCUCUCCCUUGUCGGGUUCCCCGCAUCACUGCCGUUGGACCAACCGACACCACAGCAGUUUGCGCUACAACUCUGGGAUGUCCCGCAGAAGCCCACAAACGUCGACCUCGUAGUUGGUGUCAUCGGUCUCCUGGCGCGUCACGCAGGGCCUCCCGACGGGCUCACAAUGGCAUGCACGCGUUGUUUGGUCGAGCUGGGUCUGUGCUCUAACGCGCCGACGUCUAUCAAAACCCAUGCUCUCCGCCUAGUGCCAAAUAACCUGGCUUCGUUGCCUUUGGCUGAGAUGGCCGUGACACCGUAUAUGCCCGUGCCGGACACGAACGGCGAGGAAUGGGAUCGCCUGGAACCAUCAUCUGCCCUCGAUGCCCUUGUUGAGCUCGUGCUUCAGGGCGAGUACAACGGUAUCAUUGACGGGGAGCGGAGAACAAGGGACAACAUGGAGCUUCGGACUGCCUCGCUUACCGUGUUCCAGAACUUCGUGCAAAAAGAGGAAAUAUCAGAAGCCAUCGUUCGAGCGAUGGUAACGCCACCUGGCUCACAGGCACCAGUCACGCCUCUCUUGUACGCACUCACCACCGUCCCCGUAUCUCCGUUGACAAUCCCCUCGGUGACCACCACACACUUCGCCACACUCCUCUUCGCCCACCUCCUUCGCUACUCUUCGCCAGCCAAGGCCCUUGCCCGCUCUAUCGUCCCGCAGGCGUCCGCGGGAGGCGCGUCUGGUGGCACCUUCUUCGUCCCCGCUGAUGGCGGUUCCGCACCACCUCCCCCGCCAGACGACGAUGCGGACGAGCCACAGUCUGUUCUGCAAAUCCUGAGCGAGCACCUCUCGUUGGCGUUCCUCGCGCGGGCACGGACCGAUCUGCCUGAUCGGGAGGCAUUGGAAUGGGAUCGACUCUGUGUCGGGUAUUUGUGCCUGCUGAUCCAGUGGUUGUGGGAGGAUCCGCCGGCUGUGCGCGAGUUCUUGGAGGCAGGAGCCCUGGGCGCGCUUGUUGAGCCCAUCAACCAGACGGCAGAAGAGGACCACAUGAUUCCCGGUCUAUGUGCGCUCCUGCUUGGGGUGUGUUACGAGUUCAACCGCGAGCCCGGAGAAGUCACUAGGGCGACGAUCCACCCGAUCCUCAUGCGUCUCGGCAUUGACACGCUCGCAGGCCGCAUUGUCCGCCUGCGGGACGACGACCGCUUCAAGGCCGUCGGCCCCGACGUCGCUGUAGUGGCCUCCCCGACCGCGCCUGGCCACAAACACCCAAGCGGGGCCCCUCCAGCCUCUGCCGGGGUGGUAAAAGCUGACGCAGAAGAAGGCGAACUUUGGUUCGACUGGGCGUUCGUCGAUUUCUGGAAGUCGAACUACUACACGAUCCAGAAGGGCAUCGCCGUGGAGCCCAACGCGCUCUCGUCUGCUGCAGGACAAGAGAGCGGGAUGCUCAUCGCGUCCCUGCGCGACGUCAUCCGCGGCCAGAACGCAGAGAUCGAGAAGCUCCAGGGUCAGCUCAAGGCGCUUUCCGGCGCGUCUGCCGAGGUCGAAGCCCUCCGUACGCAAGUGGCGACGCUCACCACUCAGCUCAAGACGAGCGACGAGCGCAAGCGCGACGUCGAGAAGGAGCAGGAGGAUCUGCUUGUGCUCCUCGACGAGCUCAACAGCAAGCGGCGGAAGGACAAAGAGCGCAUGCGAGGCGCGGGGCUGGAGGUGUCCGAAGACGAGGCCGAGGAUGAUGACGAUGAUGAUGAAGACGAAGAUGAAGAAGAAGAGGAGUGA
Epithele typhae is the source of this 2523-nucleotide messenger RNA. RefSeq names its product p115 like vesicle tethering protein. Gene Ontology annotation, cellular component: Golgi membrane; ER to Golgi transport vesicle membrane; endoplasmic reticulum. Bases 1 to 2523 code for a protein of 840 amino acids. The transcript has 12 exons. Lineage: Eukaryota; Fungi; Basidiomycota; Agaricomycetes; Polyporales; Epitheliaceae. Gene Ontology annotation, biological process: intracellular protein transport; transcytosis; endoplasmic reticulum to Golgi vesicle-mediated transport. The record is from RefSeq and is a predicted model, not a curated record.